CGUGGACCUUGGAGUAUUGGCGGCAGAGAGCAGCACGCCUCGCUGAUAAUAAGCGAGCCGGCGUGGACCUUGGAUUGGAGUGCCACUUCAGCCGUUCACCGUUUGUGAUGCACUGUUUUCGUUAGCCGUGUCUCGAUUUCGUUCAGGCCAGCCACCGGUACCGUCUCGUGUGCGACACUGCCUUCACGGCUCGCCGCAGCUAGCGCAGCCCACAGGCGACACUAGUCAUGGACGUGGAAGCAGCGCGCAAGGACGACUUGACGCCGCCAACGCCGCCAACACCACGCCGCGGCAAGGGCAAGGUGAUGCACCGCCUCCUGGUGGCGCUCAACUGCGGGAUGCUGGCAUUGGGCACCACGGCGGGGCCGCUCCUCGUCCGCCUCUACUACGACAAGGGCGGCCAACGGGAGUGGCUGUCCGCGUGCCUCCAGUCCGUCGGCUGGCCACUCCUUCUGAUCCCCGUGGCGGCUUCCUACGCCGCGCGCCGCGCCCGCGACAAGCGGGGCGGCCCCGUCCCCGUCCUGCUCACGCCGCCGCGCGUGCUGCUGGCCGCCGCGGGCCUCGGCGUCGCCACGGGCGCCGACAACUACAUCUACGCCUACAGCCUCCGGUACCUCCCCGUCUCCACCUCCGCGAUCCUCAUCUCGACGCAGCUCGCCUUCACGGUGCUCUUCGCGUUCCUCAUCGUGCGGCAGCGGCUGACGCCCGCCACGGUGAACGCCGUCGCGCUGCUGACCGUGGGCGCCGCCGUGCUGGGCCUGCACGUCUCGUCCGACCGCCCCAGGGGCGUCGCCAGAGCCAAGUACCUGCUGGGCUUCGCGCUGGCGCUCGGCGCCGCGGCGCUCUACGGCCUCAUCCUGCCGCUGGUCGAGCUCGCGUACAGGCGCGCGGCGGCAGCAGGCGGCGGCCGCGCGGUCACGUACGCGCUGGUGAUGGAGAUGCAGCUGGUGAUGGGGUUCUUCGCCACCGCGUUCUGCACCGUCGGCAUGACCAUCGACAAGGACUUCCAGGUGUGUGUGCCUUAUGUACAUUUGCUUGUCGCCUACGUGUCACUUCUAGACUCACCAUGCGAGUUGGUCGCCGCAUGUCUUGAAAGGCCAUAA
Sorghum bicolor (sorghum) is the source of this 1103-nucleotide messenger RNA. Its product is annotated as purine permease 3. Lineage: Eukaryota; Viridiplantae; Streptophyta; Magnoliopsida; Poales; Poaceae. Gene Ontology annotation, molecular function: purine nucleoside transmembrane transporter activity. Bases 228 to 1103 code for a protein of 291 amino acids. The record is from RefSeq and is a predicted model, not a curated record. Gene Ontology annotation, cellular component: membrane. The transcript has a single exon.